UCGUUUCAGUUGGAAGUAGCAACUCGGCAAUGGAUUUACUCAACUGAGAGUGUCUCGAAUAAUAAUAUAAACACAAAAUUACUGCAUUUAAACUAGAAUAAAGUACAAAAAUAAAGUAUUUGACGGCAUAAAUUGUGAUAGUUGGCUCUGUAUUUGCUGACAACGACAGAGAACGAAAGCGAUAACGGAACAGAAGACAGAAUACAGAGAACGUGCUAUAUUUGUGACUUUGUUGUGUUUUUCCGUCCAAUUUUUCCACGGAAAAUCAAUAGUGAGUGUGAAGGCGCAUUUAUACGAUAUUGACGAGUAUCGGAACCAAGGGAAACUUGAGUUUUUCAACAAAAAGAGAAAAGCCGUCAAGUUUCGAGUGCCAAGGAGAGCAGCAUACGGAGGGGCAUUUAACAAGGAUAAAGAAUCGAGCAAAGAUAACAAGCAACGUCUGGCAACAUGGCAAAUCUGAUGACCAGUCCGCGUUACCACACGGAACCCUUAGCUCUGGACCCAAUAGUACUCGAUCAGGUGGACAACAAUACGAACACAACGCAGCUUUUUAAGAACAAUUUCAAUAACAUCAUGAACGAUCUAAAUCGCGAGGAGGCGCGCCUGAAAACCUUCGUCAACUGGCCGCUCGAGUGGCUGGAUAAGCACGAAUUGGCACAGACGGGAAUGUUCUACACAAAAGUCGGCGACAAGGUUAAGUGCUACUUUUGUGGCGUCGAAAUCGGAUGCUGGGAGCAGGAAGAUCAACCGGUACCGGAGCAUCAGAGAUGGUCGCCCAACUGCCCGCUGCUGCGGCGUCGCACCACCAACAAUGUGCCGUUGAGCGGGGAGGAUCUGGAUCGCGUCCUGCCACCAAUCAGCUACGAUAUCUGCGGUGCCAACGACUCGUCGUCGGCGGUGGAGCUGAGGGAGCAUGCCUAUGCCGAGGGACGGAUACCCAGGUCGCAAAUAAUUCAGUCGAUUGGCGUGAACCCAAUGGUACCUUCGAUGCCGUCGAUGCUUCGUGCCGACGCCACUAUCACGUCAAUGGCAUCGGCGGCCACACAGGCCAAUGGCGAUGUCCAGCCGGAGACGUGUCGCGCCCCAGCCGCCAGCGGCAACUACUUCCCCGAGUACCCAGAAUUUGCCGUAGAAUCGGCUCGCCUGCGCACCUUCGAGGCGUGGCCAAGGAACCUGAAACAGAAGCCCCACCAACUGGCCGAGGCGGGUUUUUUUUAUACGGGCGUUGGGGAUCGCGUCCGCUGCUUCAGCUGCGGCGGUGGUCUCAAAGAUUGGGACGACAACGACGAGCCCUGGGAGGAGCACGCCCGUUGGUUGAGCCAAUGCCGGUUCGUAAAGCUGAUGAAGGGACAAGUGUAUAUCGAUACUAUGAGCGUAAAGCCCAUACCGGUCGAGGAGAAGGAGGCGGAUGUAGGACCAACGGCCGAGGAGGUUGUCACCGCCGCCAGCAGCACAAGCACGAUAUCAGCCGAAGAAGAGAUGUCAUCGUCCGCGGCAUCCAGCUCAGGGGAUGUGGCCCCAUCAGCGCCGGCGGCGGCGGCAACGGCGGCAAAUACAGCUGCCACCCGCAUCUUCGAGAAGAUCGUCGAGUCGACCGCUGCAUCAUCCGUGCCAGCUGCAAGCAAUGGCUCCACCAUACCCGAGGAGAAGCUCUGCAAGAUCUGUUACGGCGCCGAGUACAACACGGCAUUCCUGCCCUGCGGUCACGUUGUGGCCUGCGCCAAGUGCGCCUCCUCUGUCACCAAGUGUCCACUGUGCCGGAAACCCUUCACCGACGUGAUGCGUGUAUAUUUUUCUUAAGAACUAAUGUUAACAUGACGAUGAAUGGUAUCUCAAAUGUUAAUCAAAAUAACAAGAAAUCGGGGUUCAACCGGCGAUC
Messenger RNA from Drosophila serrata, 1879 nucleotides. It is a transcript of the gene Diap1, whose product is annotated as Death-associated inhibitor of apoptosis 1. Gene Ontology annotation, cellular component: cytoplasm; nucleus. Gene Ontology annotation, molecular function: ubiquitin protein ligase activity; cysteine-type endopeptidase inhibitor activity involved in apoptotic process. The record is from RefSeq and is a predicted model, not a curated record. Gene Ontology annotation, biological process: positive regulation of protein ubiquitination; regulation of cell cycle; positive regulation of canonical Wnt signaling pathway. NCBI's taxonomy places the organism in Eukaryota, Metazoa, Arthropoda, Insecta, Diptera, Drosophilidae.